Fraxinus pennsylvanica is the source of this 1620-nucleotide messenger RNA. The record is from the annotation of a GenBank genome assembly. Lineage: Eukaryota; Viridiplantae; Streptophyta; Magnoliopsida; Lamiales; Oleaceae.
AUGCGCUCCGGUAGUGGUGGUGCCGUUCCUGAUGUGGUUGUUGGAAUAACUCUCGACGGCGUUGCCUUGGCCGCGUGUGAUGCCUUGGCCGCCGUAGCUUCAUCCUCACCAGCUUCGUGUUCUUCGUCUUUAACCGAUCGGGGUCAUCUUAAAUCGCCAUGGUCGCGCAGAAAAAGAAAACACAUACUAUCACCUCGUCACUGGAGAAAUUUGUUUACAUCAGAUGGAAAACUUCGUGAUGGUGGAGUGAAAUUUCUGAAGAAAGUUCGCAGUGGAGGUGUUGAUCCAAGCAUCAAGGCAGAGGUUUGGCCAUUUCUUCUUGGAGUCUAUGACCUAUCCAGUACCAAAGAAGAAAGAGAUGUUAUUAAAACUCAGAAAAGGAAGGAAUAUGAGAAAAUACGAAGAAACUGUCGCCGUCUUCUCAAACAUAAUAAUAAUCUCUUCAAGUUAAAUGAAACUGGUGAAGCAAGCAAUGGUGACAGUGGAAGUCUCAUUGAAGGCAGUGGUUCCCCCAACUCUGAAGAUGUCGUGAGCGCCAGAGAAUCCCUUUCUAGUGAGGAAAGGUUUCCUUAUGAUGAGGACUUGGAUCAUCCUAGUAACACAAUGAUGGAUGGAUGUGCUGGUUCUAAACGAGCAACGGAUUCAAAUGUCAUCACAUUCUCGGAUUCAUCGUACUCAGACUCCUCCGAAGAUCCUGAUGCAAGUCAAACUUUUAACUUCGCAGAAAAUGGGGAGGAGAAUGAUCGUGAUAUUCCCUUGAUGGAUGAUUCUUCUCCCUCAAAGAUGGAAGUCCAGUCAGAACCUCGUAGUGCAGAAGAUUUUGCCACCUGGCAGCGAAUCAUCCGGCUUGAUGCUGUCCGUGCUAGUGGAGAAUGGAUAGCGUACUCCCCAGUUCAGGCUGCAGUGUCAGAAGGAAAAGCACGUCGUUCUGCUGAGGUUGUUGGAUUGAAGGAUUAUGAUCACCUUGAGCCCUGUAGGAUCUUCCAUGCUACCCGUUUAGUUGCCAUUCUUGAAGCCUAUGCAGUUUAUGACCCUGAAAUUGGCUAUUGUCAGGGAAUGAGCGAUCUACUUUCCCCCAUAAUUACUGUUAUGACAGAGGACCAUGAAGCUUUCUGGUGUUUCGUAGGUUUCAUGAAGAAGGCUCGUCAUAAUUUCAGGCUUGAUGAAGGAGGAAUCAGAAGACAACUCAGCAUUGUUUCUAAAAUUAUCAAGUUUAAGGAUUCACAUCUUUUCAGACACUUGGAAAAACUCCAGGCAGAGGAUUGCUUUUUCGUGUACAGAAUGGUGGUGGUACUCUUCAGGCGGGAACUGACUUUUGAACAAACACUGUGUCUUUGGGAGAUCAUGUGGGCUGAUCAGGCUGCUAUUCGAGCUGGAAUUGGUAAGUCAGCAUGGAGCAGGAUAAGGCAGCGAGCCCCACCAACAGACGAUCUCUUGCUUUAUGCAAUUGCAGCCUCUGUAUUGCAGAGGAGGAAACAAAUUAUCGAAAAGUAUAAUAGCAUGGACGAUAUUUUAAGGGAGUGCAAUGCAAUGGCCGGGCAUCUUGAUGUAUGGAAGCUUCUGGACGAUGCACACAACUUGGUGGUAACCCUCCAUGACAAGAUCGAGACUCCUUUAUGA